Nymphaea colorata (pocket water lily) is the source of this 2766-nucleotide messenger RNA. RefSeq names its product COP9 signalosome complex subunit 5-like. The record is from RefSeq and is a predicted model, not a curated record. Gene Ontology annotation, biological process: protein deneddylation. Lineage: Eukaryota; Viridiplantae; Streptophyta; Magnoliopsida; Nymphaeales; Nymphaeaceae. The transcript is spliced from 7 exons. Bases 1329 to 2399 code for a protein of 356 amino acids. Gene Ontology annotation, cellular component: cytoplasm; COP9 signalosome. Gene Ontology annotation, molecular function: metallopeptidase activity; deNEDDylase activity; protein binding.
GGAAUACUUUCUUCUGCUUCAUGUGCAUCACGAUGCUUAUCACAUGCAAAACCAUGCUUAUUACUACAUUAUUCGUGUACACAUGUAUCGGUUGGAACACGUUCCUCGCAUGUACAACAUUCAAAUAUGCACACAUCAACUGGAACCCUUUUCUCACACACAUAAAACUUGCCGAUAACUUGUUUGUACAUGCAUAAAUCUAUUGGAAGACUUUCCUCUGCUAUACAAAAAUAACAACAAUCAUAGUUAUACUGUCCAUGAACAUGUCCAUAUGCGUUGAACACUUCCCUUUGCUCCAUAUGCAUCAAGAUAACUCCCACAUGAAAAAUCAAACUAAUUAUUGCAAUGUUCCUGUACGCGUGCAUCCAUUAGAACACUUUUCUCCUAUGUGUCAAAUCCACGAUUAAUCCAUUCUUGCAUUCAAAUAUCUAUUGGAACACAAAUAUCUAUUGGAACACUUUCAUAUUCUAUGACAACUAUGUCAGUCACAUGCUUUUCAAUCAUUUUAUCUUGCGUCAUCAUCAUUAUCAUUAUUGACAAAAUUGAAAAGCCGGAUUUUCAUUUGGUGCACGAGCCACCGACUCAAAGGAAUCUGUGGAAUCUUCUCGUUUGAGUUUGGGGCAGCAACACCUAAGCCCGAGCAUUUAUGGAAUGCGUAAUUAUGGCAUCGACGACUUUCGAUUGAGCUCCAUCUGCUGGCUGCCUCCACAAAUUUGCGGUAGGGAUGUUCAUGAGUGGAGCUCGAGCUCCGCUGGGCCACCUCAGCUUGAGUCUCCAUAACCAUGGCUCAGCUCGAGCUUAUGAAGCUUGACCUUGGCUUCGCUAAGCUCGAGCUUUUUGUGAAGCACAAGAACAAUAACUUAACCAAAUUUUUUUUGUUGACAAACAUGUGAAACAUCGUUUACAUAUACACGAGCUUAAAUGAGUUCAACCGAGUCGAGAACUCGACUCAUUUAUUAGUCGAGUCGAAAUUAGCCGGGCGAGUUUAAUAAGUCCAGCCCGAGUAGGUUCGACCUGCGAACAUACAGAACCGCAACUUGGUCUGGUGAAAGGCGCAGCGUCUGGAAUAAUUGUUAUUCUUUAUAUUAAUUUUCAUUUUCUAUCUUACUUUGUUCUGCUGUUUCCAACCCCGCAAAGCAGACGAGUUCUGCGAAGCCCUGGAAAGCAGGGUCUCUGCCUUUAUCUGGAGUCGAACGAUUGCCCGAUCAUCUGUCAGUUCCAACCAUCCAGAAAUACUUCCCCGCACCGGCUCUCCGUCGCCGUCUGCCCCUUUUCCUUUUUUCCCUAACCCGGAGUUCUUGUGGUAUAGGUUUUCAUCUUUCGAGCAAAUGGAGCAUUCAGCAGCGAUUUCUCAGCAGACUUGGGAGUUAGAGAACAGCAUCGUCGGCAUGGACGUGCCCGACUCGGAUUCCAUCUACUUCUAUGACGAGGCUGGUCAGACGAAGACGCAGCAGGAGAAGCCCUGGAACAACGAUCCGCAUUACUUCAAGAAAGUGAAGAUCUCCGCGCUUGCUCUGCUGAAGAUGGUUGUCCACGCCCGUUCAGGAGGGACGAUCGAGGUGAUGGGGUUGAUGCAGGGGAAGACUGAUGGCGACACCAUAAUCGUUAUGGACGCAUUUGCGCUCCCUGUUGAAGGGACCGAAACCCGGGUCAAUGCGCAGGCUGAUGCUUACGAGUACAUGGUUGACUAUUCUCAGACAAACAAACAAGCUGGUCGCUUGGAGAAUGUGGUUGGUUGGUACCAUUCUCAUCCUGGAUAUGGGUGCUGGCUUUCUGGUAUAGAUGUGUCCACUCAAAUGCUCAAUCAACAAUUCCAGGAACCUUUCUUGGCAGUGGUCAUAGAUCCUACAAGGACUGUAUCUGCUGGGAAGGUUGAGAUUGGUGCAUUUCGUACAUACCCUCAGGGCUACAAACCUCCUGAUGAGCCUGUUUCUGAAUAUCAAACAAUUCCUCUGAACAAAAUUGAAGAUUUUGGGGUUCACUGCAAGCAGUAUUACGCCCUGGAUAUAACGUACUUCAAAUCCUCCCUUGAUUCCCAUCUCCUGGACCUCUUGUGGAACAAGUACUGGGUGAAUACACUUUCUUCUUCUCCACUAUUAGGUAACAGAGAUUAUGUUGCAGGGCAAAUUUCUGAUCUUGCGGAAAAGCUAGAACAAGCUGAAAAUCAACUAGCUCAUUCACGAUUGGGGUCUUUCCUUGUUCCUUCUCAACGGAAGAAAGAGGAAGAAUCUCAACUUGCAAAGAUCAGUCGUGACAGCUCAAAAAUAACUGUAGAGCAAGUCCAUGGCCUAAUGUCACAGGUUAUCAAGGACAUUCUUUUCAAUUCAGUUCGUCAGUCCACAAGGGCUGUGCCGAUUCCUAAUGAGCUGUUGGGUCCGGAGCCUAUGGUUGAGAGCUGAACAUCUUGCACAACUCAUUGCAAUGGUUCUCUUCACCGGUUGUUUGAUGAUUAUCUGAGAUUCAGCUAACGUCAGGAACUUAACAUGAACUUAGCAGCUUCUCAAUGUAAAUUCUUUCAUCUUAGUAGUCAGAAAAUUUUUUAUGAUUGCGACCUUUACGCCUUCCCAGUACAAUUGUCCAGUUCUAUGAUUUUCUGGGGGAUGGCUCUUGUUUUCCAUGUGAUGCAUGCAAAAUGAAUCCUUCACUCACCUGACGUCAUUUUGUCUGAUGAACAAAAAGUGGAUUCGGAUUCCAUUGGCAUAUAUUUAGUUGUUUACAUAUUGUAAGUAGCGAUGCUUCAGAGAACCCUUCCUUCUAACUUUGAAA